This is a messenger RNA of Musa acuminata AAA Group (dessert banana), 2133 nucleotides long. Its product is annotated as cycloartenol-C-24-methyltransferase 1-like. Gene Ontology annotation, biological process: sterol biosynthetic process. The record is from RefSeq and is a predicted model, not a curated record. Gene Ontology annotation, cellular component: endoplasmic reticulum. The transcript is spliced from 13 exons. Gene Ontology annotation, molecular function: sterol 24-C-methyltransferase activity. Lineage: Eukaryota; Viridiplantae; Streptophyta; Magnoliopsida; Zingiberales; Musaceae. The coding region runs from base 925 to 1962 and encodes 345 amino acids.
AUAUCUUCCUGUCCCCUAAAAAAUAUAAAAUAUACAUAUAUAUAUACUACAUGUCAAUAAACAAAAAGUAUUCACUGCCAGUCAAUCUUAUUUAUUGUAAGGAAAGCUCCUGCAACAUAUAUAUGUACAUACACAAUAUGUAUGUACACAAAAAGCAAAAGAAACUACACAGAUGUCAAGGGUGAUUGAUCAUGGACAUCCAUGCACAAUAAGCACACACAAUCUUCUGGGAGAUGUAGACGUACACGGCAAAAGAGAAGCUCAUGAGCAGUACGUCCUUCCAAUCCCCCUUCUGCUUGGGUGACAAGCCCUCCAUCAGUCCCGUCCCCAGCUUGCCAGCCUCACCGUACAUCUCCACCAACAGCCCCCUCCAUGACUUCCCCUCCUUGCUUCUCCGCUUCUCCUUCUCAUUCUCUCCCCCGCCCCCGGCAGGCCCCGCCGACAGCUGGCUUCGGCAUGGCGGAGACUGCUUCACCACCCUGGGGGUGGGCUUGAUGGGGUGGAGGCGACUGCUGUGGACUCCGCGAAGAGGAGGGCCGAACGAGAGAGCAGCCAUGGGAGGAUGGCUUUGCCGUAUGGGGAUGUUCCUCUCCCGGCGGUCGACCGAUGAGAUAUGGGCUGUGGGCCAUCAUGUGUGACUGCCAUGAAGGAGAGGAUAAGUUUCAAUAAUACCACACAUAAAUCCAACAGCCGGGAAGAAAAUAUCUGUCGGCUCAGCCAAUUAAAGAACAGCAAGCUCGAUCUGAACUCGAAUCUAUCCUUAAAUGGACUUGGCUCAGCUGCACCCUUGGAUCGAUCCGAUCACCACGGACGCACCCGAUCUCGGUUGAGCUCGGUCGGAUUCCCGCCUCGUUCGCGCGCCACAGUGUCAAUAUUCUCACGUAGAGGCAAAAACUCGGUGGACAACAGAGUGGUGAUCGCGAGAUGUCGAAAUCCGGUGCUAUGGAUCUCGCUACGAGAGUGGGAGGGUCGAUCAAGAAGGAAGACGUGCAGUCCGCUGUGGAUCGGUACGAAAAAUAUCAUGUCUGCUUUGGUGGUGAAGAGGAAACAAGAAAAGCAAACUACAGUGAUAUGGUAAAUAAGUACUAUGAUCUUGCCACAAGCUUCUAUGAAUUUGGUUGGGGACAGUCAUUCCAUUUUGCUCCCAGAUGGAAAGGGGAGUCUCUUGGCGAAAGCAUUAAGCGCCAUGAGCACUUCAUUGCCUUACAACUAGGACUGAAACCUGGGAUGAAGGUUCUGGAUGUGGGUUCCGGAAUCGGUGGACCUCUAAGAGAGAUUGCUAGGUUUAGCUUAACUUCCGUUACAGGGAUCAACAACAAUGAAUAUCAGAUUUCCAGAGGAGAAGAGCUCAACCGAUUAGCGGGAUUAAGUCAUUCGUGCAACUUUGUUAAGGCUGACUUCCUGAAAAUGCCAUUUUCGGAUAACGAGUUCGACGGCAUCUACGCGUUCGAUGCACUUUGCCAUGCACCAGAUCCAGUAGCCUGCUACAGAGAGAUCUGUAGGGUGCUGAAGCCCGGCCAGUGCUUUGCCGCAUCUGAAUGGUUCAUGACCGAUCACUUCGAUCCAAACAACCAAAGUCACCAGAAAAUAAAGGCCGAAAUCGAGCUUGGCAAUGGACUCCCAGAUAUAAAGACCACUAGAGAAUGUGUUGAUGCACUGAAACUUGCAGGAUUCGAGGUCGUAUGGGCGAGGGAUCUUGCGGUGGAUUCUCCUAUACCUUGGUACUCGCCAUUGGAUGUAAACCGGUUCUCCCUCAGUGGCUUCCGCUUGACGGCUUUUGGGAGAGGGAUUACUAGAGCCAUGGUCAAGGCUCUGGAAUUUGUUCGCAUUGCGCCGGCAGGAAGCGCGAGAGUCUCAUCAUUCCUGGAGACGGCCGCCGAGGGGCUUGUGGAAGGUGGAAGGAAGGAGAUCUUCACACCAAUACACUUCUUUUUGGCCAGAAAGCCUCUCUCACGUUCUUGAGAAAGUUCAAGGCUCUGAAUUUGCUAGUUGCACAAGUGCCGUGCGAUCUCGCAAAGUCUAAAACUACAACACUGGUCAUUAACUAUUUUCGUUUUCCAACUUUGGAUGUUGUUGUUGGAAACUUUGGUUUGCAUCCUCGGGGAUCAAUAAUUACUUGGUGUUCAGUUUUCA